AUGCGGCCUUCUUCCAUAAAAUCCCGGUCCACUUGGGCUCUAUUAACCCUGUCCCUAUUUUCCCCCGUCCUGGGCUCGCCUCUAGUUCAAGCGCGAAGAAAGGGCCCCUGGCUGGGACUGAACACCAACUUCCCAGACCCCAGUUUUAUGAAAGCGGCGGACAACAAAUGGUACGCAUUCGGUACCAACGGAAAUGGAAAGCGAGUCCAAGUCGCAGUAUCCAAUGACUUUAAUACAUGGACGCUUCUCGAUAUCGAAGCCCUCCCCACAUUAUCAACAUGGGAGACCGAAAAUGACCACUGGGCUCCAGACGUGGUGAUGAGAGACGAUGGGAAAUAUGUUAUGUAUUACUCCGGCGAAGCAAAAUCAAAACUCAGACACCACUGUGUCGGCACAGCCAUAGCAGACCAUCCAACAGGGCCCUAUGUCCCAAGCAACACACCCCUAUCAUGCCGCCUCGAUCGGGGAGGCUCAAUUGACCCAGCUGGUUUUAAAGACAAAGAUGGAAGUCGCUACGUCGUCUUCAAAGUCGACGGUAAUAGCGUUGGCCACGGCGGAGACUGUAACAAUGGGAUCGAGCCGCUUGUUUCCACACCAGUUUUGUUGCAAAAAGUUGCCGCCGACGGUGUCACACCUAUCGGGGAUGCGGUGCAGAUCCUUGAUCGCAAUACAGCCGAUAAUGACGGCCCCCUUGUCGAGGCGCCGAAUCUCAUUCUCCAUGGUGAUACGUACUUUUUGUUUUAUUCCACCCACUGCUUUACGGACCCCGCUUAUGAUGUGCGCUGGGCUACGUCUAAAAGUAUUACUGGGCCUUAUACUAAAAAGAAUGUUCCUUUGAUUAAUUCCCAGAAUACGGGGCUUAUUUCACCUGGUGGAGGGAAUGUUUGUGGUUGUGGGGAUCGGAUGUUGUUCCAUGGAUUCUGUACUGAGGAGAGGACUAGUAGGUGUAUGUAUGUGGCUGAUGUGAUUCUGGAUGGGACGACGGCAUCAAUUGCUUGA
This is a messenger RNA of Penicillium vulpinum, 999 nucleotides long. RefSeq names its product glycoside hydrolase family 43 protein. The transcript is spliced from 2 exons. The record is from RefSeq and is a predicted model, not a curated record. The coding region runs from base 1 to 999 and encodes 332 amino acids. NCBI's taxonomy places the organism in Eukaryota, Fungi, Ascomycota, Eurotiomycetes, Eurotiales, Aspergillaceae. Gene Ontology annotation, biological process: carbohydrate metabolic process. Gene Ontology annotation, molecular function: hydrolase activity, hydrolyzing O-glycosyl compounds.